Phragmites australis (common reed) is the source of this 2001-nucleotide messenger RNA. RefSeq names its product AP2-like ethylene-responsive transcription factor PLT2. Gene Ontology annotation, biological process: regulation of DNA-templated transcription. The coding region runs from base 611 to 1720 and encodes 369 amino acids. The record is from RefSeq and is a predicted model, not a curated record. Gene Ontology annotation, molecular function: DNA binding; DNA-binding transcription factor activity. The transcript has 9 exons. Lineage: Eukaryota; Viridiplantae; Streptophyta; Magnoliopsida; Poales; Poaceae.
GCCUCUGCACGGCACAGCCCCAUGGCACGGGCCGCCGGCCGCCCUUGCGUCGCCAGCCUGCCUGGCACGCAUCACGAGGGCGUCGCGCACGAAGCAAACGCCCCCAAUUAGCUCGCCCUUAAUCACUAGUAAACCCUAAAACCGAAUUACUAGGCACCCCUUGAUUGCCUAUUCCCUUACGUCCUCAACAGGAGCGCGCUAGUGCCGGUGCGCUUCGCUAUUAUCCGAUCGUGCCCUGCCGUGCUGAUCAGAUAAGUCCGCCGGAGCAAGAGGAAAUUAUCUUGCGAAUUUCCUUUUCCUUUUCUUCCCUCUCUCUCUCGAUUCGACCAAGAAUUUUUGUUCCUUCUCGCAUCACUCUCCACUAAGCCGCCUCUCCCCGCUUGCGCUCGUCGCUUCCUGCCCAAUUCGCCAUUCGCCCCCUAUUAAUUCCUUGUCUGGAUAGUCGAUGGCCGAUUGCCUCUCGGGUGUUAAAUACCCACGCUGCUAGGGUUUAAUCGUCGUUCGGAGGCGUCCUCGGGAAUCCCUGCGGGCGGCGGUUCAAGAUAGUUUUUUAAUAGUGAGAUAGAUAAAUAGUUAGGGUUCUGGGAGUUAUUUUUGUCUCCCGUAUUAGAUGGAGGAAUCGGAGGCAGGGGUUAAUCUUGCGAAGCAAAUGGAGGCUUCUCCUCCUCUGAAGGCUGCUGCGGGGGAUGAGGGGGAUAAGGGGAAGAUAGAGAGGGGGCACUCUAUCAAUCUGAAUACUGUGCCAGCAGUUGCUGUGGAGAUGAGUACAACUCAGGAGAAUGGUGAGACGCACGGUGCAGCGGUGUCAGGAAUUAAGGAUGCAAGCACCGGAAAGGCAGAGGAAUCCAGUGGUGCCGAUCAGAAGAAAUUGCCCAAGCGUGAGCAGGUCGACUAUGAAGCUGAAGUUGAAGGCCGUGCAGACGCUGAGAACCCUGUCAAGAAGGCUGCUUUGGUUACUGCAGUGGAAAAUGGAAGGCGUGCCGAUUGUGGUGAUGGGGAUGUGAGAGUUCAAGUCCUCAGCAUUGUCAAGAAGGAUGAGCCUGCUGAUGAAGUUGGCGAUUCUAUUAAUCUUGCGACAGUUGCAGGGUAUAGAGAACAGAAGGGUGCCACAGGUGCUUCUGCUGGAAUUACUGCGGUACGACCUGCUGGCUCCCGAUCAUCGAGUUUCCAUGGUGUGACCAGGCAUAGAUGGAGUGGGAAGUAUGAAGCUCAUUUAUGGGACAGUUCUUGCAGAGUAGAAGGACGGAGAAGGAAAGGGAAACAAGUUUAUCUAGGAAGUUAUAAUACUGAGGAAAAAGCUGCCAGGGCUUAUGAUGUUGCAACUCUUAAAUACUGGGGCCAAAAUACAAAAUUGAACUUUCCGGUUUCACAGUACGAAAAGGAACUGGAGGACAUAAGGGACUUGUCUCGAGAGGAAUGUGUGACAUAUUUGAGAAGGAGAAGUAGCUGUUUUUCAAGAGGGGCUUCUAUUUAUAGAGGAGUGACAAGGCAAAAAGAUGGGAGAUGGCAAGCGCGCAUAGGACUGGUUGCUGGAACUAGAGACAUUUACCUGGGAACAUUCAAAACUGAGGAAGAAGCUGCGGAGGCUUAUGAUAUUGCUGCUAUUGAGAUACGCGGCAAAAAUGCCGUGACCAACUUUGACCGAAGCAACUAUAUGGACAAGGGUAUGCAUUGUAUAGAAGGGGAAGGCUUGAGGCUGCUCGCAUCAAAGCCUGAAUAGUAACUUUGACUUUGAUGAAGUGGCGGCAUCUAUUGAGCAGAUUUGGCCAGACAUAUUUGAAACUUAGUGGUACAUACAGAUAGAAGAACUGGUUGCAGUUUGUCAAUAUUUCCUGCUUUAUAAGUGUUAAGAUUACAGUUAUUCAAGAGAGAGCAUUUGAAGCAACUAGCGGAAUCGUGCCAAGAAGCUUUUGAGCAUGUAUCAUAGGGUUUGUAGGAUAUAUUUCUCUGGAAAUGUACCAAGUUAAUGUUUAUGUCCUGUCUAAUAUCUUCGUUUUGUCA